Messenger RNA from Oenanthe melanoleuca, 1432 nucleotides. It is a transcript of the gene SCRN2, whose product is annotated as secernin 2. Gene Ontology annotation, molecular function: cysteine-type exopeptidase activity; dipeptidase activity. NCBI's taxonomy places the organism in Eukaryota, Metazoa, Chordata, Aves, Passeriformes, Muscicapidae. Bases 60 to 1334 code for a protein of 424 amino acids. The transcript has 9 exons. Gene Ontology annotation, biological process: proteolysis. The record is from RefSeq and is a predicted model, not a curated record.
CCGGGCGGGCCGGGGCGGGGCGGGCCCGGCGGCGGCGGCGGUGCGGGAGCGGCGGCAGGAUGGCGGGACAGGCUCCUCCCGUGCCCUCGUCCUGCGAUUGUUUCGUGGCGCUGCCGCCGCACACGGCGUCCCCCGCCGUCAUCUUCGGCAAGAACGCCGAUCGCCCCCGGGACGAGGUCCAGGAGAUCGUCUAUGUCCCCGCUGCCACCCACCCGCCUGGGGACAAAGUCCAGUGCACGUACCUGCAGAUCGAGCAGGUGGAGCGCACCCACGCCGUGGUGCUGAGCCGCCCCGCGUGGCUCUGGGGCGCCGAGAUGGGCGCCAACGACCGCGGCGUCUGCGUGGGCAACGAGGGCGUGUGGACACGCGAGCCCGUGGGCCAGGAGGAGGCGCUGCUGGGCAUGGACCUGGUCAGGCUGGCUUUGGAGCGCGGCGGCUCCGCCCGGGAGGCGCUGGAGGUGAUCACGGCUCUGCUGGAGCGCCACGGCCAAGGCGGCAGCUGCAAGGAGGAGCCGGUGCCCUUCGUGUACCACAACACCUUCCUGCUGGCCGACCGCGGCGAGGCCUGGGUGCUGGAGACUGCCGGGCGCUACUGGGCGGCGCAGCGCAUCCGCGAGGGAAGCCGCAACAUCUCCAACCAGCUGAGCAUCGGCAGCGACAUCGCGGCCGAGCACGCGGGGCUGCGGGAGCGAGCGCGGAGCCAGGGCUGGUGGAGCGGGCGCGGGGAGUUCAGCUUCGCUCGGGCUUUCUCCCUCGACAAGCAGCCCCCGCGCAUGGAGGCUGCCAAGGCCAGGUUCCAGGCUGGGAAGGAGCUGCUGCGGCGGCACGAAGGUGACAUCACGGCAGAGACGCUGAUGUCCAUCCUGCGGGACAAGGAGAGCGGGAUCUGCGUGGACAGCGAGGGGUUCCGCACGGCCGGCAGCAUGGUGUCCGUGCUGCCCCGCGACCCCGCCCUGCCCUGCGUGCACUUCUUCACCGCCACCCCCGACCCCUCCAGGUCUGUCUUCAAGCCCUUCGUGUUCGUGGCCGGCAUCAAGCCGGCGCCGCAGGUGAGGUCCCCGAGCUUCCCGCAGGAUCCCGCCAAGCAGAUCCCGAGGUUCCGCAGCUCCGUGGAUCGGCGGCACGAGCUGUACCGCCGGCACCAGGCGGCGCUGGAGCGCACGGAGCGGGACCCGGAGUGGGGUCAGAAGCUGCUGCAGACCCUGCAGGAGCUGGAGAAGCAGGGCCUGCAGGGGAUGAGGGAGCUGCUGCAGGGCACUGUCAGCCCCUGCCCCGAGGAGCUGGCCGACCUCUUCUUCGACUGCGUGGAGGCCGAGAUGAAGUUUUACACCUAAACCCCCCCCAGAGCCUCGCCUGGGGGCUGGAUGGCGCCAGCAGCUCGCUGGGACUCACCGGAUGCCACCGGAGGGGACAGCAGUGUCCCUCGGGGGCG